Epithele typhae is the source of this 2370-nucleotide messenger RNA. RefSeq names its product dynamin protein dnm1. Gene Ontology annotation, cellular component: cytoplasm; microtubule; mitochondrion. The transcript is spliced from 9 exons. NCBI's taxonomy places the organism in Eukaryota, Fungi, Basidiomycota, Agaricomycetes, Polyporales, Epitheliaceae. The record is from RefSeq and is a predicted model, not a curated record. The coding region runs from base 1 to 2370 and encodes 789 amino acids. Gene Ontology annotation, biological process: mitochondrial fission; peroxisome fission. Gene Ontology annotation, molecular function: GTP binding; GTPase activity; microtubule binding.
AUGGACGCAGACCUCAUCAAACUCGUCAACAAGCUUCAGGACACCUUCGCCAAUCUUGGCGGAGAGCUCGACAUGCCCCAGCUGGCUGUGGUUGGAAGCCAGUCUGCAGGGAAGUCGAGUGUCCUCGAAACCAUCGUUGGGCGCGACUUCCUUCCUCGAGGCUCUGGAAUCGUUACUCGCAGACCUCUCGUUCUCCAGCUCAUCCAUACCCCCGUCCCCGAUCACCCAGUAGACUACACCGAAUGGGGCCAGUUCCUCCACAUCGACAAACGCUUCUCCGACUUUAACGACAUCCGCAAAGAGAUCGAGCAGGAGACCUUCCGUGUCGCCGGUCAGAACAAAGGUAUCAGCAAGCUCCCCAUCCAUCUCCGCAUAUGCAGCCCCAAUGUACUCGACCUCACCCUCGUUGAUCUACCCGGUCUCACAAAGAUUCCCGUGGGCGACCAGCCAAGCGACAUCGAGAAGCAAAUCCGCGGCCUGGUGCUCGACUACAUCACAAAACCCAACUGUGUCAUUCUCGCGGUAUCUGGUGCCAACGUCGACCUCGCCAACUCAGAAGCGUUGAAGCUUGCGCGUUCAGUCGACCCCCAAGGACGGCGCACGAUUGGGGUCCUGACAAAGCUCGACCUCAUGGACGCGGGUACCAACGCGCUCGACAUUCUCACCGGGCGCGUGUAUCCCCUAAAGCUCGGCUUUAUCGGUGUCGUCAACCGCUCCCAGGCGGACAUCAACAACGAGAAGCCGAUGACGGAUGCGCUUGACUCUGAAGCUGAGUUCUUCCGUUCCCAUCACGCGUACCGCAACAUCGCGCACAAGAAUGGCACGAAAUACCUUGCCAAGACGCUCAACCAGGUGCUGAUGAACCACAUCCGCGACAAGCUUCCAGACAUGAAGGCGCGCCUAAACACGCUGAUGGGCCAGGCGCAGCAAGAACUGAACUCGUUCGGCGACGCAGCGCUUUACGGCGACAAAAACCAGCAGAGCGGGCUCAUCCUCCGCCUCAUGACGCAAUUCGCGCGCGACUUCGUGGCAUCGAUCGAGGGGACGAGCGUCGAUAUCUCGACCAAGGAGCUCUCGGGCGGCGCACGGAUAUACUACAUCUUCAACGACGUCUUUGGUCAGGCGCUCACCAGCAUCGAUGCGACGCACAACCUCGAUGGCCAGGACAUCCGAACAGCGAUUCGCAACUCAACUGGCCCACGACCGAGUCUUUUCGUGCCCGAAAUCGCGUUUGACCUUCUCGUGAAGCCUCAGAUCAAGCUCCUGGAAGCGCCGAGUCUUCGUUGCGUCGAGCUUGUGUAUGAGGAGCUCGUGAAGAUUUGUCACAACUGCACGAGCGCGGAAUUGCAGCGGUUCCCGCGGUUACACGCUCAACUCGUGGAGGUUGUCUCUGAGCUCCUGCGCGAGCGACUUGGCCCCACGACGGACUACACUCAGAGCUUGAUUGACAUUCAGACCGCAUACAUCAACACAAAUCACCCCGCAUUCAUCCAAGGAUCCGCCGCCGCCGCGCACACGAUAACGAACCCUCCAAAACAGAACAUCCCUCGACACCACUCCUCUUCUGCCCAGAUCACGUCCACCGAGUCCGUCAACGGUGCAUCCUCGCCCGAGGAAGAUGACGAGGAAGAAGCGCCAGUAAACGGCGUCACGAAUGGUACCGGUUCCCUCCGCUCCCCGCUUGACCGCCGCAGCGGGGCCGCGUCCGCUCCCCCUUCCGCCCCCACUGCUGUCCCUCCACGGCACCACCACCAGCACCAUCUCGGGAACGCGUCGCGCAACGUCUCCGGAGCGUCGACCGCAAGCGGCGCACCUGGGGCGCCGGGUACGGCGAAGGAGACGUUCCUGAACUACUUCUUCGGUCAGAACGGUACUGGUCCUCUCGGCCCCGGAAAUGGAGGUGUCGCUGAGCGGAGCGCAACGACGGGCCGGGAUGUGAGUGGCGCGGAUCCAGCACUCGAGACGGGGCUGAUGGCCGGGAAGCGGGGGAUGGACAGGAGCAACGCCGCGUUCGACAUGAAGAGUCUCGGGAAGCACAUCGAGGCAGCUUCGGACUCGACGAAUGAGUUGACGAUGCGCGAAGAGAUGGAGACUAACCUGAUUCGGUCGCUCAUCCAGUCGUACUUCAACAUCGUCCGGCAGUCGAUCCAGGAUCUUGUUCCGAAGGCGAUCAUGCACCUUCUUGUCAACAACACGUCGCAGCAGGUCCAAAACCGGCUCGUGGCAUCACUGUAUAAGCCCGAGUUGUUCGGCGAGCUCUUGAACGAGGAUGAGACGCUCGUCGCGGAACGCGCGCGCGUCAAGGCGUUGCUCGACGCAUACCGAGACGCGUUCAAAACACUCUCCGAAGUUUCGCUCAAGUCUACGUAG